AGGACACGACAACGACAAUGUGCAGCAUGAAUAUAAACAAACUAGCAACCAGUUCUGCAAUACAGAAGCACGUCACAAAGCCAGCCACCGAAGAACAUGUGCCAAAACCCCCCAGAGGAAGUACAGACAGGCAUUUGUAUGACCUUAAGGUUCGAGCAGCCAUGCAGUUUCUGUGCAGUAUCAUUUCUGGUGAGAUUGAGGACGAACACAUGCGCUGAGUUGGGCUCUCAUACACUGUUCCGCUGAGCUACGGUUUCAGUCUCAUUGUGAACCAUGUGACAACGUGCUUUACACCGCCGGGACUCCAGUGCGAGGAGAACAGCACAGCAUCAAACAGAGAGACACGCUCAGUUCUGAUAAGGGGCUACUUCCUUCUUGUUCAGAGAGGAGUGGAGAACACGGUGGCACAUCUGAGACGACAGCUCAGCGUUUGACACCGCCAGCACUGGAAGCCACUAAACAGACACCUGCAGACUCCAGUUAAGAUAAAUGACGCUACGGUGCCAAGAUGACCUGUCCGAAUGCCUCAUGCAUGGAGGUCAACGCAACCUCCAGAGUGAACUGCCCUCACAACAUGACCUCCUGGGAAGAGCACAUGAAUUCUCUGUACACCUACUUCUACCUGCUCAUCUUCAUCCCAGGCUUGCUAGGAAACAGCAUCGCCCUCUGGGUGCUGUGUCGCUUCAUAAGCAAGAAGACCAAAGCCAUCAUCUUCAUGAUCAAUCUGGCCGUGGCUGACCUGGCCCACGUCCUUUCCCUGCCACUGCGUAUCUACUACUACUUCACCCACUCCUGGCCGUUUGGGAAGGGAAUGUGUCUGCUCUGCUUCUACCUGAAAUAUCUCAACAUGUACGCCAGCAUCGCCUUCUUGGUUUGCAUCAGCCUCCAGCGCUGCGCUUUCCUGAUGCACCCCUUCUGCGCCAAGAAGUGGAAGCGGCGCUACGACGUACGCAUUAGUAUCGUGGUGUGGCUGGUGGUAGGCCUCUGCUGCUCCCCCUUCAUCUUGAUGAGGACCAACUCGGAGCAGCAAAAUGGGACAAGCUGCUUUAAAGACUUGCCCACGCGGAAGCUGAAACUGGGCACCGCUGUAACGAUGAUGGCCUUCGGGGAGCUCCUGGGCUUCGUGAUCCCACUGAUCAUCAUCGGCUUCUGCUCCUACUUCAUUGUGCACUCUCUGCAGCAGAGCACUCAGGCUGGCUACUCAGUCAAUGACAAGAAGAGGGCCUUGCGCAUGGUGCUGGUGUGCACAGGGGUGUUCCUCUUCUGCUUCACUCCAUACCACAUCAACUUUCUGCUGUACAUGAUGGUCUCGCAGGACCUCAUUACUGAGUGCACCGUGAGACAGGCGGUUCAACAGUUCCAUCCCAUCUCUCUGUGCAUAGCCAGCCUCAACUGCUGCCUGAAUCCACUGAUAUACUAUUUCCUCACCACGGAGUUCCGACAGCAGCUCAGCCGUCAUGGCAGCUCAGUGCUGAGAGGCCGGCUGAUGAGUCUGGAGAGCACCUCCUCCUAUAAGGAAUGAGCUCCUAUAGACCUUUACAGGUAUGCAUUAGUAGCCAGUGUCUCCUUACGCUGCUCCUCUUUCUCCCUCUUCUUCUCUGUGAUGCACUCUUUCCUCUCAUUGUUUCAAGCUGCACUGUGACGAGAACUGAAGGAUGCUGGCUGUAGUUUUGACACUGUAGAGCUUCAAAAAGUAGCUUUGAACUGUUUUUAAAGAAGAAUUGUUGGUACAACAACAGUUCAGUUAUUUUGUGUGUUUGUACUGGCGAGGACUGUCGCGAAGGUCACCACUCAGAGUGCCUGUCCAACAUCGGAGCAGAACUUACUGAUCAGUACAACUGACUGCCUGGACCCUCUGAAAUACAGGACUUCAGAUUUUUCCCAUGUUCAGUUUUAAAGGAAAUAUAAAGACAUUCUGUGUUGGGUUCUUAUGUAAAUGCAACCCUCAUAAAAUGUGCUCCUAUUUUACUGCACUAAAACAAACAUGACGGAAAUAAGCACUUAAAGGUGUGACAUUGCAAUCAGACCGAAACCUUCCAUCUUCAUUUUUGCCUUUUUUUGCAGGAGCUGAAGGCUCCAGCUCACAUUAACUCUAUGUCAAAAUCACAGAUGGACCAAUAAAACUCUUUUCCAUUAACCUUCAUUCAGUUAAGGGGUUUUUCCCUCUCCUGUGAAGUUACUUUUCUGAGAUACAAGGUUUUUGUUCUGACAACAAUGAUGGGUUUUAUUUUGAUGACACUACUGAGGAGCAACGUUAACAGGUUAUAGUCUUUUGUGCCAACUGUCAAAAGCCUGUAUAGACAUGUAUAAUGGUUUAUUCCAUCAAGCAUCACUUCCUGAGCUGAAAAGACAGCAGAAUUGACAAAAGCAGCCUUUCUGUGAACAGACGCGUGUUGAAAUAAGCCUUUAGAAAUGUUCAUGUAGGUUUAAGUCAGUUGUCAUGUAUUACGCGGCCUUAUGGACGCUGCCUCUCAGUACAGUAUCGUCCUUAUUUUACAGAUAAUACAAAGCUGAUAGAACAAUUCUAGCUGAGUUUAGUUUUACAUGGUUUUUUAUAAACUGAAAUAGGCAGAAAUGAAAGUGUCAUAUGUUCUCUGACCUGAACGAUCGAUGUAUCACAGAAUAUAACAAUCAAGGGUAGAAAAUACUUGAGUAGUUUUACUUUAUUACUAUACUAAAGUAUUAUUUUAGAGGAUUUCUUCUUUAUUCAAGUAUUAUUGGAUCUUUUUCUUAGAGAAAAGAGAAAAAUCCUUCUUUUAGCCCUUUAAAGUGUUCAUUACUUACAUCAAUAAGGCCAGGAGCUUUUCCUCCUCCUGACCGUCACUCAUUUAGUCGGGUUCCUGUACAUUUGAAGUUUUUUUAUUAAACACCAAAUUCAUCUAAUAAUUCUGACUAUGCUAAUUCGUCUUUGUACAAUUGAGAUUUUCAAUUUCACUCGAGUAGAUUUCUGACUCUGUACUUCCGCUUUGAGUAGGAUUUCCACUAAAGUACCCAAACUUUCACAUAAGCAUCAUAUUGCUGUACGUUUUCCUUCCCGGUAAUAAUAAUAGUAAUAAUACAGUAAUAAUAAUAAGCUAAAGCAAUUACAGGCAUUGCUUCCUGUCAGUGUUAUGAGAGGCUGUAAAUAAAGCCAUUGAGCGCUUUUCUCAUGUUGUUCUGGUAUUUACUGUAUGCUGAUUUCUCUUAUAUGCAGUGGCUCAGUGCUUCUGAUUUGCAUUCUUUUCUAAAUCAAUGCACAUUUUCCAUUAUAAAUGAUAUUAAUAGCAUAAAUCUUUUAGCAUUAUUUCCUCCUCCCUCGUCCUUCUGCUUCAAUGUUUAAUGAAUGUGUGAACUCAAGACUCCACAAGCCUCUGAUGAGCAGAUCAACAGACGAGGCUAAAGAAAAUCUGACUUUGUACAGAACAAACGGUUUUUCUGUGUCAGAGAACUGCUUGUGUAAUAACGCCAUGCAGACAGGAGCUUCUCUGUUCUGAAAGGUUCUGUUCUUUAGGUCCUGACUGAGAUGAAAAACAGUAAAGAUCCAGAUUUUCAAGCGUGGUCUCAGACGUUUGGACUCAUUUCUUGCCACUGUAUGCAAAGUUUCACUGUGAAGUGUUUGUGAAACUACUGUAAAUAAACAAACCUCUGUAUUCAUGUCGUUUCCUCACACAGA
Pygocentrus nattereri (red-bellied piranha) is the source of this 3652-nucleotide messenger RNA. It is a transcript of the gene p2ry10, whose product is annotated as P2Y receptor family member 10. Gene Ontology annotation, cellular component: membrane. The transcript is spliced from 3 exons. Lineage: Eukaryota; Metazoa; Chordata; Actinopteri; Characiformes; Serrasalmidae. Bases 509 to 1522 code for a protein of 337 amino acids. Gene Ontology annotation, biological process: phospholipase C-activating G protein-coupled receptor signaling pathway; positive regulation of Rho protein signal transduction. The record is from RefSeq and is a predicted model, not a curated record. Gene Ontology annotation, molecular function: G protein-coupled receptor activity.